Acanthoscelides obtectus is the source of this 9151-nucleotide messenger RNA. Lineage: Eukaryota; Metazoa; Arthropoda; Insecta; Coleoptera; Chrysomelidae. The record is from the annotation of a GenBank genome assembly.
UAUGCUUCGAGUAUUCCGAUUCUUAGAUGUCAAAAUUCAUAUCUUCAGAUGUCAAUGUCAUAUGUAUUAUUGGUCAGUUGUAUGGCAAAUUGAUAAAUUGUAAAAUUGUUAGAAAUAUUAUUUUUUAAGCCCUACAAAUAGUAAUUAGUCUAAAUUUCCAGUCAUUAACCGAAUUCAUUAUGACCUGCCGUAAACCCAACUAAUUGCCAGUUUCGUUAGCAUUAUUUGCGACGGUAAGUCACUGAAAUAAACAAGGGCAUCAACAACAAUUUUUGCAAAUUGCUCAAUAACAGCAAUGAUUCAAGAAGUGGCAUCUGAAGAAACUGAGCCAGAAGACAUUAAUAAAACUAUAUUAGUGAAUACCUUCAGUAAAGAAACACGGAGAUUGAUUUCAGACUUGCUUAAUCCCAAAAAGCUGAUACCAACAGAUGAAGGCUUUUUGAGGGAUUGGCAUGGAUUGGCAGAACUAUGUGAGAUCCCUGGUGAACAUAUACCUAGUCUUGAAAGGGAUACUGAUCCUUGUAACAAAAUCUUAGAUAUAUGGCUAGAAAAGAAGGGAAAUGAAAGUACAAUAGAAGCUCUAAUAUCUUUCUUAGAAAGAAUAGACAGAUUUGAUAUUAUUGAUGACAUCACACCUCUAGUUGAAAGAGAUAUUGAUUAUUAUAAAAAAUUCCCAAAUGGCUACAAAGUACCUCCACCUCUAAUAGAUGACAAAGAUGUAUUAACCUAUGAUGAUGUACUGAGGAAGAAAAGUGGCUUACCCCCUCAAAUUUAUGAUGCAUUUGUUUUGUUUGCUGAAGAUGACAUAGAUUUUGCAGGACUCCUAGUAGAAACACUGGAACGUCAGUAUAACUUAAAGCUUGUCUUGAAAAACAGAGAUCUGGUUGUUGGAGUAAUGGAGCAUGAUUCUGUGAUCCAGCUGAUAUCAGAUAGAUGUAGAAGGAUGAUUGUGAUUCUCUCUCCAGCCUUCUUAGAAAGCAGUGCUAAUAGUUUUCUUUGCAGUUUUGCUCAACAACAAGGAAUCAAACAAGGCGAACGUAAGAUUAUCCCAUGUAAAUAUAAGGAUUGUGAGCUACCUCGGGAACUGGGUGUUUACUUUCUGCUCGAUUAUUCCAGAUCAAAUAGGCUAGGCGAUUUUUUUUACAAGCUGUAUUUGUCAGUGGUAGAUAUGGAUGCUUUAGUCAAGAAUAAAAGCAUGGAGACUUUGAAGCUCUCAGCCAAUCGCGUCAAAUUCAGCAGUAUGGUGAAUCUCCCCAUUUCUGAUGAGCUUUCGGCACCUCCUGCAGAAUCAGCGUCAAAUGGCGGGGCUUACUCAGAUUAUACCGAAGAAACGCAAGAGAACAUGCCAAAAUCUAGUCGCAAUAGUCUGCCUUGUGCAGGUGAUACGAAACUGAGAAAGAAAAACUCUAUAAUCAGGAAACUUCGACAGUUGGUGCAACCUAAGAAAACUGAAAUUGAAGCAAAUACUGAGGCGAAAUCCACAAGUAAGGAAGAACGACGGUGUACAAGCGGAAGGAAGAAGACCUUUUGGAAGAGUAGCAAAAUGAAGGUUCCAGUGGCGAAUUGAUAAUAUGGUUUUGUGAAAGGUACAAAGGAAUUGCUUUCGGAAGUGGCGCAUAGAUAGGGAUGCGAGUUAUAGUUUUGUCUAUAAUUUGUUAUUAUGGUCGACAACCUGGAAGCUGGAACGAGAUUAAUUUUGGAUGUCUCUAUUACCGUUUGGGAACGUUAACCAAUUUCUAACCCUAUCUACAUGUCACUACUAAGAAAAGAAUAAGGGAAAAUUACAUACAAUUUAUAAGGCUUCUAUUCCAAUGGGAACAAUAUAAAGAUUAGAAAUAAAAUUUAUUUUUGCAUAUCUUCACUGUAGUAUAUGUAUAAUCCCGUUGGAUUACUUUGCAUGCGCUUUUAUAGUAUUUACAACGAUUAAGAUAAUUCCGCUCAUUAUCUCAGGGUCGUGUUAUUUAAAUAUAUAAUUUUAUUGAACGUGGUCAUCUUUUGUACUGGUCGAUUCUGGUGAAUCAAAUCAUAGAACAUUGUAUCGGGUUGCGAUUUUGUGGUGAACAUUACCCAAUCAACUUUUGCAUGAAUCAUUGAGAUCAUGUGAAAAAACAAGGAAACUCAAAAUUACGGCCAUUAUGGGAAACUCGCAGAAUUUUUGAAUUGUUAUCCCGAAUAAAUUGUGUGCUAAGUUGGUAGCUAUGAGCCGCCUCAGGGUGAGGUUCUUUGUACUUUGGUUUUUGGAUGCAGUGGUUAUUUGGGCGCCACCUAGUUUCCAAAAACUAGGAAAUGAAAUAACAAGUAUCACGUUAAAAGAUAUACCAACUCACAAGGUACACAGACAUUUAUUGAACAAAAAAAAUUGAGGAGAAGUCCUGGACGACAGGUGAACAAGAAUGAAUUUAUGUAUUACCCCACUAGCUAAAUGGUUAUCCAAAAAAACUAGAAUUAAAAAAAACUCUUCGAACUGCUACCGCUGGUAGAAAAUUCCAGAUGUUACCCUAAAGCCGGAGGAUAGAACCCUUUAACAAUGAGGAUUCUCCAAAAAUGGGAGAACUGCUCCUCCCAGGCGUGAGUCCCACUUAUACUCGCGUUGGACUAACCCUGUAGGCGGUUUCCCUCCGCUCGAUGGUUGAGUGUAUCUGCACGGUUAAAUCCCCAAAAGGGUAAAAAAAGGCUGCGACACUAAGAACCACCAAGGGGCCGAUUUGUUACAAAACUACCCCACCACCCUUUGAAUCGCAGCUCAACGUGUGAAAUAUUCACAGGAUCGGGCAGUGGGCCGCAGACAAAUUUGUCCACCAGAGCACCGGAAAUAGCCCCAAGUCACAUACAGCUCUCGUAUUUACGGUCGACAGAAAUUAUAAAAAAAUGACCUAACGAGAUGGAGAGAAGAGUACGAUUUUGUACCACAAAAUUACCAGACCGAAAGAAGCGUUUUUUUAUAAAAAUGAAAUUCGAUGUUUUUAAGAACGGCUAUAAAUUAUGAUCCUAAAUAAGAAAAACGUUGUUUUAAACUUUAUCUAGAUGUAGUUAAUUUUAAGUCGACCAUAAAAAGAAACUGUAACAGGAUACCUAAAUCCUCAAAAAUUUGCCAGUAUAUCAACAGUAUACAUUUGAUUUCGAUGCUGCGUUUAUGGAAUUCAGCAUUUAAAAUAGUGAGCUGAAAUUACAUGGUUCGAUCCCGGCGACCAAAUUAGUGGAGAUGAAUCUGGUAAUUUUUGUCGUCCGUGCCUUUGAAAUGAAAUUUAUAACAUCAGCAAAGUGAAUAAAUUGCACUAUACGCCAGUUUUUGUUUUUAUAUGACACUUUUUAUUACAUCAUUCUGUAGAAGCGUAAAAUAUACCUCAUAGAUUGAUUGCAAUGACUAAAUGCCUUAUAAUCUGUGAUCAAAAAAUAUUAUUUUUAUUAUUCUACGUAUAUGUUCAUAGAUUAUUGUAAUGGAUAGCAUGUUAUGUAUUUAAUAAUAUGUUGUGCCUACGAUUAUCCAUAUCUAAGUUAUACAGGGUGGCCGAUAUGUAAUUGAUUGCCUUGUAUCUUGAAUAUUUAUGAAAUGAAAUAAAAUACGUCCAUUUUUUUCAUCUUAAUAUUUUAUUGAAACUCAGAAAUUAUGUAUGAAAAAUAAUAUCAGAAAAAUGUCCGCCUCUAGAAGCCGCGCAAACAUGAGCCUUCUUGGUUACAUUUUCACACUUCGGUAUUUUCACACUUCGGUAGGUUUUUGGAGGAAUAUUUUCGCUUCCGUAAUAUUGUUCUUCAGCUGCUCUACAGUAUUUGGCUUGUUGGCAUAAACCCUAUAUUCCAAAAAUCCCCACAAAAGAGUCAGCAGCCGUUAAAUCUGGUGACCUUGGUGGCCCGUUGACAUCACCAAAUCGAGAAAUUGAACGUCCCAGAAAUAUUGAUCGCAAAAGAUUCCUUGUUUCCCUAGCUGUGUGACAAGUUGCUCCGUCUUACUGGAACCAUAUGUUUUGCAGGUUAAAUUGUUGGAUUUGAGGAACGAGUAAGUUUUGCACCAUAUCACGGUAGCGCUCGCCAGGGAUAGUAGGAGUAUUACCUGUAGCAUCUUCAAAGAAGGUCGAAUGACACCUCCAAACCAAACACCGUACCAAACUGUGACUCGACAAGGAUGUAGUGGUCGUUGAUGGAUUGCACGAUGGUUCUCUAAUUCCCAGAUACGAGAAUUCUGCUUAUUAAUAAAUCCGUUCAUAUGGAAGUGGGCUUCACCGCUCACUAUCAUGUGUCGGUAAAAAUCGUUAUUUUGGGUAUUAAGCUGCAAUAUGCAUGACUGUAUUGUCAGCGACUUUCAGGAUCACUUUGCUGUAGUUCUUGGGUUAACUGAAUGUUGUAUGCCGCAGAUGCAAGUCUUUUUUAAAAAUAGUGCACACUGAUGUGCGACGAAUACCCAGUUCUUGUGAACGAUGUCUCGUAGACGUCUCAGGGCGCUCCACAACACUUGUACGAAUUUUCACGAUAUUUUCCUGAGUACGAACAGUUCGAACAAGGUCCGACCUUGGCAAGUCUUUAACUUUACCUGUUUAUUCAAGUUUCCGCACCAACUGACGAAUGGUGUUGACACUGGGUACAUUAUUUCGACCGAAAUCCUGUCGUAGCUUCCGAAUCGUUGCAACAAUCGACUCAUUAUUCAAGUAAAACGUUUCAAGAAUACGGACCCGUUGUGGGAUCGUGUAGCGCUCCAUGAUGAAUUGGACAUAUGUGCUUUAAACAGCUACUCGGUGCCAUCUACUGAAAUGCGUGUAUAAAAAUAGCGCGCAAUUUAAAUCAGGUAGUUAUAUAUUGGCCACCCUGUAUUAGUAUAUUAGUUGUAUAUUUUGAUCAUGUCCAGUUGUUCAGCGUUUUUCGUUCAUUCUCUGGUCGUCAAUCAUUGCACAAACUAGAUGAAUAUUGAGUCGUGCAUUAUUCCUCCUGUUACGCCAAUUUUGGGUGUAUUAAGUUGUUAGAAACGUAUAUUCGAGAGAAGGUUAUAAAAAUAACACCACAAGCUUCACAGUUUUUGAAGAAUAAGAUGCGAGAUAUUCAAGUAGACCGAUUUUUUGCUAUGAUUGAACAUUAGCUCAUUGCUAACUCUGGCUUAAAAUCUACUAAAUGCGACCUGCGAUAGCUUCUCAGUGUCUUAUAUCACGUUUAUAUAUUUACAAAUUCAACUUUCACCAAUGAGUUUUCUGAAAUUCAACUUCCUAUACCCUCCUCCUGGUUAUCUACAUAUUCUGGACAGACUUUUGUACUCUGUUCAGAGUCACCAUUUAGUUCCACAUCAGGCUUUUUCGCUUUUUUCACAUCUCUUAGUAUGUCUUGUCGGAAACAGGCCGAAUUUUAGAGACAAGUACAAACCAAGUUUCUGUUUCCUUGUCUUGUAUUUCAAAACUUACUCAGCCCAAUUUCACUAUUCGGUAGUUCAACUAGAAGUUUUUGCAUAAUGCGGUAACCGAAACGACAAAGUUUGCCUACCUCUUAAAUUAUUUAAAAGCUAAAUUGAAAGGAUAAAACUCAAAUGAAUACAUCUCCGCAAAUGUUUACCAACUUGAUUUUUCUCGUAUAAUUUUGAUACUUCACUUACUUGAAUUGUUAUGGAGGUCUUAAAAUGAUUGUUACCAUUUCCAUAUUUAUUUGACGUCAUUUAGUUUUAAGGAUUUUUUUUUGUAUUAUAUUACAAAGCUUGUCCUACUUCAGGUACUUCUGCCAUAUAUUGAAAUACGCCAUAAUAUUUUCCAAAAUAGUUAUCUGAUUUCAGAUUCAUUACAUAUUUUCUUUGGGCCAACGUAUACGAAUAUAUAUAUAUAUAUAUAUAUAUAUAUAGGCUGCGUUAAGGUUUCUGGUUUAGGCACUGUUUGGGAAGUAAUAGAUGUAAUGUAACAAAGAUAUAGGCAUUGGCGCCCACAGGAAGUUUUUUCAGUUGGUGGAUUAGACCUUGGCAAGAGGUAGCUUUUUGUAUCAUAUGGAAGUGUAUCAGCUCCCCUCAUACGAGUGCAAAUGAUUCCAUGCCAAUGUUGAUCAACAGAUCAUUAUUUAUGGAUCUUAGGAUAUAACCUGUUAUGGCGUAAUGACCUUCUUGAGCAAAGUAUAGGGGAUAGAGCGGAAUGAUUUAUAUAACCGUGGUAAAAAUAUAAAUAAAUGCACCUAUUAUAACGCGGGAUAUAGAUACCUCUAUGGCUUUAUUAUCCUUGAAAACAAACUAAUCUAUACUGCAACCUUCAGCUCAUCAACGUUGCAAAAAUGAUAGCCACGCGACUUUUUAUAUGCCACCAAGGAAAAAAUAAUCCUAGGAAGCCUUAUCCAGAUUGUAGAUUGGAUGAUAAUCAGAUUGUUUGAAGUCAAGGUUUUGAACCACUUAAUAUUCAUAGGUGGAUUGUCGUGCAACCAUUUACUCUCAUUAUUUGAAUCUAUUCUUCAAAACAUUUGCUUUUGUAGAGGCAAACUUGUUGCAAAAAGAAUAUAUUCACCGGUCACAAGUUUUAUUAGUGACAUAAUAAAUACAGCGUGUCUCAAGGCAGAGUUAGGAAUUUGAAAUUAAAUAACAAUAAAACGGUGCAGUUUACCAAAACUAUUUUUAUUUCGUUUAAAAGACCAUAUAUGCGGAUAUCAUUUUUUUUUUAAUUAUGUCGUCGAGAUGUUCCUAAUUUCCUUGCUCUCAAGAUGCCCCCACAGGAAAAAAUCCAUGAGGGACAAAUCUGGUGAUCGCGGAGGUCAUGCGAUAUCACCAAAUCGGAAUAUUAAUUUUCGAGAGAACAACCCUUGAAGCUGGUCCAUGGACAGUGGCUUCAUCUUGCUGAAACCACGUGCGUGAACUGUACGCAGGAUGUUCUUGCAGCUGGGGUAUAAAAUAGCUUGUUGUCGUUCGACCUCUCCCGUCUUCAAAGAAAUAAGGCCUGAUGAUUCCGUUCGCUGGGAGGGCACACCACACCGUUACUUUUGGGCUGUGCGUCUCUGAUGUUUUUCUUUGGGAUUGUGAGGUUCCCAGAAGCGAAAAUUCUGUUUGUUUACAUAACCAUUUAGAUGGAAAUGUGCUUCAUCGCUCCAAAACACCAUAUCCAAUGUGCGAAAUCUCUCAAUGAGAGUUUAGCAAAAGUGUUGCGGUAAAAUGUGUCAUUUUCCGUUAUCGCCUGCACAAUUUGAAUUUUGUAGGGAUGGAAUAUCAAAUCCGUCUUCAAAAUCCGCUCUACUGUGGAUUUAGUAAGGUUCAAGACUGCUCGAUGAUCGAGGAUUACGACGAACUCUAGCAUCGUUUGUUUCGUCUUCAAUUCUUGCUCGGGCCCGGCCUCGGCUGAUCUUGUAGUUUGAAACUUUUGCACCCAUUUACGAAUCUAGUUUUCGCUUGAUGCAUCGUGUACACGUCUUAUGUUGUAAUAUAAAAAAAACUGCCGCCGAGCCGUAACGCCUCGAUAGCGUAUGCACGAUCCGCGCCUGAGCACUGCGACAUGGCGACUGACAAAUCCGCACGAACGUUGAAUCUGCCGCGCACCCUCUUCAAGCGGUUUUUGAAAUAUUCAAUUUCCAAAUCCUAACUCUGUCAUGAGUAUUAUAAACUAUUCGCUUAGUGAGCGAUGAUAGCGCAGAGUAGAGGAUGUUAUACAGGAAUAGGAAUAUAUUUCUGUCCGAUGAUUCGCCCACCAAUGUAGUCUUUUUCAAGUGCAAUUGACAAUUGUCCCCGCAGUGAUAGUCGAAACGUCGUACAAUAAACAGAAAUCUAAACUUAUAUGUUGUUUUGACUUUGCCAGACAAUGGAGUCCUAUGAACAUAAAAAUCACAGGGUGUAUUUCAGAAGUUGCAUUAGACAAAUAUUUGUACGUGAUACGUGUCGCGUAAAAAUAAACGGCUAUUAAUAAAAAUGACAGAUGUUUAGUCGAUUUGAGAUUUGGAACAAGUGACAAAUGAUUAGAGCGAAAUGUUUGAACCUAUCGGACCUCAGUGGACCCCACAUGAUACGAUUUCACUAUAGAGACAAUAUCUAUAUACCACUAUUUGUCCGAUGAUGUUUUCCUGUUUGUCCACUGCACUAUGACAGUAACUGCCAACUGUAUGUUGUCCCAACAUGAUAAUUGUUUGCUUCAGUAACUUGACCUAUUGUGAAAAGGCUGCUUAGGGUGACAAGGCGGACCAGACUUUUAGCGCAUAUCACGAGUCAUCAUGAGCCGAACUACAGAAAGUAUAGACUGAAGCAACUAUACAUUUCGCACUCCGGCCUUAUAUUCACAUAAUAUAUUUGUUACAGCCAAAACUCAUAACCAGUCAAAACCACUUUUAGCUUCAGAAAUAUUGGGCAAUAGUGAUUUUGACUAAAUUGUAUUGGUUAAGUGGUAUUAGUCAAGAAGAAUGUAAGUCAAAACGCUUAUGGCUGGAAGUAUUGAAUAAGAAUGAUAGGUAAGUGUUUCUAAAAUCGUUAUAUUAUUAGACAAAUGGAAAUUCUGCAUAAUGUUUACUCGUGAUUAUAACUUUUGAAGAAAGGAAAUGAACAUUUUGUAUAAUUAAGAUUGUCAUCAUACAGUAAAGCAAAUUAGAUAACUUAUUAUUUAUCUACUAUGAAUACUCUUGUGUCAAAUAAGAAAAAAAGAAGAAUGAAAAGAUAAUCAAAUAAAAAAGUCAAAUUUGUACUUUUUGACUGCUCUGCUCACACUGUUAUGACACUUUCAAUUAUACAAGAAACCUUUUUUGCUGCAUAUACAUCUGUAUAAGAAAAAGGACAUAGGUUAAAUGGGCCUUUGACUGCAGAAAUCAGUCAAAACUGUUUUUGACUGGUUAUGAGUUUUGACUGUAACCUAUUCAUUUCUAAGACAGAUUUACAUUCGGUUAGAAGAACCCAAGAAAACUACGAUUGGUGGAAUUAGGUGUUUACUCGGUAUUCCAGUGCCUUGUCAAUUCUGUUAACAUAUCUUAUUUUGUCCCAUAUUUUUUAUGAAAACCACAUAAUAUACAUAUUUGGACAAAAUCUUUUCUGACUACAUCUCAAAAUAUCUUAACGUGUUUUUCAAAAUACAAGAUCAUUCAUUGUAUGGACUGAAUUUUGUAUUUUUUUUUCAAAUUAUUUGUAUGGUGCCUUCAAUGUGUUCUUCACCAAGUGCAUUAUUUCUAUGUAUUAUUAUAAAAGCUUGAGCGAAUUUAUUUUUAUUGUACAUAUUAUUUUCAAAUAAAGCUGUUAUUAAAA